AUGUCAAGUCGAACGAAUCACGAGCUCGAUACUCCACAUAGGUCGUUCUCAACUUCAAUUCUGUUGGCACCAAACGACUCCGCUGCUGAGAUUGUCUUGAAACUGGCUUAUUCUAGACCGAGCCUUUGCAGUUCGCCGAUUAAGCGUCUGUAUGCUACUGAACUUCCUAGUCGCAUCGGUGCCCCACCGUUGGUGAAAAUUCAUAAGGCUUUCACCACCAAACGUCAUAGUCAAAGUGCCGAAGAUCUCCCACAGUUGCCCAAGCCGAAAGUCAAGCUCGAUACUCCACAUAGGUCGUUCUCAACUUCAAUUCUGUUGGCAUCAAACGACUCCGCUGCUGAGAUUGUCUUGAAACUGGCUUAUUCUAGACCGAAGCCUUUGCGUUCGCCGAUUAAGCGUCUGUAUGCUACUGAACUUCCUAGUCGCAUCGGUGCCCCACCGUUGGUGAAAAUUCAUAAGGCUUUCACCACCAAACGUCAUAGUCAAAGUGCCGAAGAUCUCCCACAGUUGGCCAAACCGAAAGUCAGUUUCUUAGUCGAUGUGUGUUUCUAUUUCAGUAAUCCAGAGUGA
Molecule: messenger RNA, 570 nt
Organism: Opisthorchis viverrini
Lineage: Eukaryota; Metazoa; Platyhelminthes; Trematoda; Opisthorchiida; Opisthorchiidae
Exons: 1
Coding region: 1-570 (189 amino acids)
Source: RefSeq, a predicted model, not a curated record